AUGUUGCGGAAACGAGCCUGCGACUUGUGCUACUCGAAGAAGUCCACCAAGCGGAGCCCUAAGCCUAGGAUAGAAAACAGCGUGUUUGCUAUCGAGCAAAGCUUAUCCAGCCAGCUUGAGCCCAUUGACUUUGUCCUUGACAGGGUUAUGCUGGAACAGGGAACCUCCGUCACUACUUGUCUACCCUGGGUGGAGGAAUUCCUACCAGGACUUGGUGACAUCUUUUGCCGGGAAGCUUCUGAGCAAGAUGUGUUUCUUUCAUCGAUUCCCCUUACUUGCAACAGCACCGGCGACGAAGUGGACUGCCUCGAUCGAGAGACUGCCUGGAGAGCCCUUGACGCCUACCCCGAGUCGUCCGUCCGAUUUGUUCACCCGCUAAUGGACCCCGUCAUCUUUCGAGAUACCCUGGAAUUGGCAUUUUCACUCGAGGAAACUCCUAGACGAACUGCAGCCCAGGCGAGCGUCUUGGCUCUCGUCUCGACUAUGGGCUUCUUCGACGACCGAGCCCUAUCUCUGCCACGCUCACUCGAAAUGAAGUGUGCGUCCCGAGCUGUGUUUCUACUGGAGUCGACGAAUGGGAUAGCUAAUCUGAUGAGCCUUCGGGCUAUUUCCUUGCUGCGAUUCCAGAGCGCAUUUUCUGGGCAGAUUCCCGCUUCAGUUCGGAUGCAUCAAAUUGCCUGUCGUCUCGUCACGGAACUCGGAGGGCACAACAUGAGGCCCGAAGCAGGGGUCAACUACAACGAGACUGAGAUACGAGAGCUACGUUCUCUGUUCUGGGAGAGCUACAUUACCGACAAGGCCACCACCUUGCGCACCGGCAUAGAACCCUGUUUACCUGACAAUCUGUGUGACUUGACGCCCCCUGGCCACCUGAGCCCCUCUCUGGGGUGUUUCAACGAGGGACGCAUGCCUCCACCGCCAUACGGCGUACUGCCGCCUUGUCUGAUGGGAGAUAUUCAACUCAGCAUACUUAAAUCUAGGAUCUGGCAGCUUCUAUACUCGAACGAAGCGAGACAACGAUCCGAGGCGGAGCUCCUACGGGCAGUACGAGAGCUAGAUGGUGAGCUCGAAGCGUGGAGGAUGUGUGUGCCUGAAGAGAUACGACCGACGUUCUUAGUCGCCGAUAGGAGUCGCAUCUCGACACUCGAGGAGCUUGACCUCUCGCCUUGGGUGCGGCAUCAUGGCACUUCCCUGCACCUCGAGUACCACAACCUGUUUAUCACGAUACAUCAGGCGAGUGCGAGGUAUCAGUUCUCAAAGGGCUCGGAUAGUCUUGGGCAGGCAUGGGGGACUAGUGUUCAGUCCAAUAGAGUUGACCAGUGUAACUACAGGGUCUCCAUUCACUACCCGGUCGUCGCUCUGCGCACCUUGUUUGUAAACAUAGCGGCCAACCCUUCAGGACCAGAUGCAGAGUCAGAUCUCCGACUGCUCUGCUCCACGUCGGACUUGAUCAAGCGGAUGCCCAUGUCUGAAAAGAUGGUCGGUGGACAGGAGUAUAUCCAAAAGAUGGAAGAGGACGUUUCUGAGCUGGUGCAGUAUGUACAGAGUUUGACUGGUUGA
Molecule: messenger RNA, 1560 nt
Organism: Fusarium vanettenii 77-13-4
Lineage: Eukaryota; Fungi; Ascomycota; Sordariomycetes; Hypocreales; Nectriaceae
Exons: 5
Coding region: 1-1560 (519 amino acids)
Biological process (GO): DNA-templated transcription
Molecular function (GO): zinc ion binding; DNA binding
Source: RefSeq, a predicted model, not a curated record